AGGGGGAGGGAAGGGAGUGGCGGCGGAGAGGGCAGCUUUUGGUCAAGCCAGCAGCAAUGGACUCCUUCGGGAGCCUCUGGUUCUCCACCCAGGUCCUCCUAUUUCACACCGGCCUCCUUCUUGCUCUUUCUUUACCAGGUUUACUGACUGUCGAAGAUUCCAUCUCUUCCUGCACAGUGAACAAGAUCGUGCAGGAAUCUGUCCAGCUGGAAUUCAACUCCUCCUUGGACCCUCUCAUCCGAGAGAUUGAGUGGAAUAAGCUUUCUGGCAAGAAAAAGCAGUUUCUGGUGACCUGGAAGCCCAGCACCCCCAAACCUGAUUGGUAUAACCUUGAAGACAAAUAUAAGCAUCGAUUCAACCUGACAGAAACAGCUUUCUUGAGCAUCAGGAACCUCACUGUGGAAAUGAGUGGGCUGUAUGCAGCAACAAUCAAAUUCCACUCAGGAGACUCUCAGGAACAGACCUUUAGACUCUGUGUAUAUGAGCCCAUUACCCAGCCUGAAAUUAUGAUUCAUUCGUCAUCCGUCACGUCAGGCUGGUGCAAUGUCAGUCUGGAGUGUGAGACUCCAGGGGCCACAGACAACUCGACUGUGACCUGGCUGAGCAAGGGUCUCUCCAUGGAGCUGAGCCAGAGAGAGGCACUGGUGCCAGCCCUCGACUCUGGGAGUCUAAGCUUAAACCUGCCCAUGAGCCAGCUGAAUGGCUACCUCACCUGUCUGGCUAGCAACCCUGUGGAUCAGAAGAAUACAACCUUAGACCUGGAGACCAUCUGUCUAUUGAGGGAUUCUCAUCAGAGUAAAUGGCCUAGAGUCAUCAUCCUUGUCCUAGUUCUGAUGACCCUGGGGGUUGGACUGUGGAUCUGGAAGACAAAGAAGAUAAAGAGAGGUGAGGCCACCCUUCAGCCAGCAGCAGUGGGCUCAGAAGCUGCUCCUCAGGCCCUUCCCACAGAGGACUACACUGACCUGCAGACUGUGCAGACUGGUGGAGUCAAUAGCCACGACAUUGCCUACGCAGAGAUCAGCCUCCUGGGACACCCUCAGAACACCGUGGAGAAGGGAAGCUCACCUGCACAGAGUCCCAAGAAGACUCCGGGACUCCACACUGUCUAUGAGAAGAUCCGGAGAAGCCCACGGCCUGAGGGAUGCCUAGAUCAUGAAGACACGGGGCAGUGAGGGGCCUUGAGCACAGGCACAGGAGAGAGAGAGAGACAGCACCCCAACAGUGUCUUGAAACCUCAAUCGUGCCCCAGCUUCAGCCGGCCUUGGAUCAUAGGCAAGUGUGUUCCCUGUAUACUCAGGGAGGUCCCUGGACUUGAACAGUGAAACAUUCCAUGUGGAAUUUCCUCCCAGAGCUUCAUGUUUUUUAAAAUACCAAUGCACCACCAUCUGGCCUCAAAAUGAGAAGGAGUUUCAGCAAUGUGUUAAUUCCCUCUAGAGCAGCAGAAAAUCAUUAGGUAAUUUCUCAGUUUGAAAAUUCCGGGGUCAGCUCUGGGGCUUAGUGUUUAAGGAAUUUGGACGCCACAUGACUAACCAGACGGUUUGAAUGCUGGCCCUGGCACUGAGUGCAUGUGUGUGCAUAUGUGCCCCCAAUCUUGACAGGAUGAAAACGUGGGGAGAAGAGAUUAAGGUAUGACCGCGUCCCAUUGGGAAGGUGCUUUUCUCCCUCCCAUUCCCUAGGUCUCUCUCUUGCAAAUGCAUGUGCCCUCUGGUAAGUGCAUGUGCCCUCUGGCAAAUAAAAAAAUAAGAAGAAAGAAAACUCCUGGGGACCAGCAGUUAGUGUAAUGGC
Molecule: messenger RNA, 1785 nt
Organism: Tupaia belangeri chinensis (Chinese tree shrew)
Lineage: Eukaryota; Metazoa; Chordata; Mammalia; Scandentia; Tupaiidae
Product: SLAM family member 9-like
Exons: 7
Coding region: 57-1172 (371 amino acids)
Cellular component (GO): membrane
Source: RefSeq, a predicted model, not a curated record